Galeopterus variegatus (Sunda flying lemur) is the source of this 4515-nucleotide messenger RNA. It is a transcript of the gene ACVR1B, whose product is annotated as activin A receptor, type IB. The coding region runs from base 226 to 1587 and encodes 453 amino acids. NCBI's taxonomy places the organism in Eukaryota, Metazoa, Chordata, Mammalia, Dermoptera, Cynocephalidae. Gene Ontology annotation, cellular component: plasma membrane; activin receptor complex. Gene Ontology annotation, biological process: cellular response to growth factor stimulus; protein phosphorylation; activin receptor signaling pathway. Gene Ontology annotation, molecular function: activin receptor activity, type I; ATP binding; activin binding. The transcript is spliced from 8 exons. The record is from RefSeq and is a predicted model, not a curated record.
GGUGACAAGGUUGUGUCCCAGUUGAAGAUAUCUUUCUGGCCCCGUCUCUAUAAAAACUCCUUACUUUGGAACAUCAAGUAUGCUAAAGGAUUAUAUUUAAGUUUGGAAGGGGACCCAGCAAAGAUCUCACCGUCAGUGUCUGCUCCCAAAUUUCCUGCAGCUCUGUGGUGUGCAUGCACUAGCUGCCUACAGGCCAACUACACGUGUGAAACAGAUGGGGCCUGCAUGGUUUCCAUUUUCAACCUUGAUGGGAUGGAGCACCACGUGCGCACCUGCAUCCCCAAGGUGGAGCUGGUCCCUGCUGGGAAGCCCUUCUACUGCCUGAGCUCGGAGGACCUGCGCAACACUCACUGCUGCUACACUGACUUCUGCAACAGGAUUGAUCUGAGGGUGCCCAGUGGUCACCUCAAGGAGACUGAGCACCCUUCCAUGUGGGGCCCCGUGGAGCUGGUAGGCAUUAUUGCCGGCCCGGUGUUCCUCCUGUUUCUCAUCAUCAUCAUUGUUUUCCUGGUCAUUAACUAUCAUCAGCGUGUCUAUCACAACCGCCAGAGACUGGACAUGGAAGAUCCCUCAUGCGAGAUGUGUCUCUCCAAAGACAAGACGCUCCAGGAUCUUGUCUACGAUCUCUCCACCUCAGGGUCUGGCUCAGGGUUACCCCUUUUUGUCCAGCGCACAGUGGCUCGAACCAUCGUUUUACAGGAGAUUAUUGGCAAGGGUCGGUUUGGAGAAGUAUGGCGUGGACGCUGGAGGGGUGGUGAUGUGGCUGUGAAAAUUUUCUCUUCUCGUGAAGAACGGUCUUGGUUCCGGGAAGCAGAGAUAUACCAGACGGUCAUGCUGCGUCAUGAAAACAUCCUUGGAUUUAUUGCUGCUGACAAUAAAGAUAACGGCACUUGGACACAGCUGUGGCUUGUGUCUGACUACCAUGAGCAUGGCUCCCUGUUUGAUUAUCUUAACCGGUACACAGUGACCAUCGAGGGCAUGAUCAAGCUGGCCUUGUCUGCUGCGAGUGGGUUGGCACACCUGCACAUGGAGAUCGUGGGUACUCAAGGGAAGCCUGGAAUUGCUCAUCGAGACUUAAAGUCAAAGAACAUUUUAGUGAAGAAAAAUGGCAUGUGUGCCAUCGCAGACCUGGGCCUGGCUGUCCGUCAUGAUGCAGUCACCGACACCAUUGACAUUGCCCCAAAUCAGAGGGUGGGGACCAAACGAUACAUGGCCCCUGAAGUACUUGAUGAAACCAUUAACAUGAAACAUUUCGAUUCCUUUAAAUGUGCUGAUAUCUAUGCCCUUGGGCUUGUAUAUUGGGAAAUUGCUCGAAGAUGCAAUUCUGGAGGAGUCCAUGAAGAGUAUCAGCUGCCAUAUUAUGACUUAGUUCCCUCUGAUCCUUCCAUUGAGGAAAUGCGAAAGGUUGUAUGUGACCAGAAGCUACGUCCCAACAUCCCCAACUGGUGGCAGAGUUAUGAGGCACUACGGGUGAUGGGGAAGAUGAUGCGAGAGUGCUGGUAUGCCAAUGGUGCGGCCCGCUUGACUGCGUUGCGCAUUAAGAAGACCCUCUCACAGCUCAGCGUGCAAGAAGAUGUGAAGAUCUAACCUUGUUCCCUCUCCCGCUACACGCAACCCUGGGCAGCGAGAACUACACACAGCUGCCAUGUCGAGUGUACGAAGGAGGCCUACCUCUCGUUUCUGCCCAGCCCUCUGUGGCCAGGAGCCCUGGCCUGCAAGAGGGACAGAGCCCGGGAGACUCGCUCACUCCCAUGUUGGGUUUGAGACACAGACACCUUUUAUAUUUACCUCCUAACGGCAUGGAGACUCUGAGAGCGAAUCGUGUGGAGCACUCAAUGCCACAACUCAAACUGGUUGCAGUGGGAGGUCCCGUAAACCCGCUGUGUCUGGCAUGAAGCCAGGAGUGGUGAAAGGGGUGGCCUGGGAUGGCCAGGAGGAGCCGAGUUGCUGCCAGUGCUGAGCAGCACUGAGGGUGUUCCUCUAGGGACCAACCCACGGCACACCGAGGUGGCCCAGAGGAACCGAAGUGCAGCCCCUCUCACAGGCAGCGCUGAGCCACGAGCUCCCCUCCUCUCUCGCACGGACAUCUGGAGGGACUGCCAGUGGAAACGGAAUCUGCCGCCUCUCUGUCCAGCCGUGUGUGCAUGUGCCGAGGUGCGUCCCGUUGUGCCUGGUUCGUGCCACGCCCUUAUGUGUGUGUGUGUGUGUGUGUGUCUGUAGGUGUGCACUUACCUGCUUGAGCUUUUUGUGCAUGUUCAGGUCGGGGGGUGGUUGUCAUGCCGUCUCUGUUUGCUGGUGCCUCUGUUCAGUAGUGAGCAGCAUCUAGUUUCCCUGGAGAUCUCUCCCUCCCCUCUCGCUCCCCAGAGCCCCCCAUGCCACGGUGGUGUUCCCUGCCCUUCCUUGUGUCAGCACAGUUCUCCUUCUCCAUUUCAGACUGUGAAGCCAAAGCUGGCCCACUUGUCCAUGGCAGAAGAGGCUUUGGGGUCACAAUGUGAGGGAGGGAGGUGGGAUGGGCAGGGAAAGAAUCUUGGUGGAAGUCUUGGGCAAUGUGAUCAAGCCAGCCCAAAGGCGGCAUCCUCAGCAGCAUCAAGGAAGGGCCAAGGAAUUUGAAGCAAGAUCUUGGGACUCAGAUUGGAAUGUGACAUCUGUCUUUCAUAUCCCAAAUUCUGGAAACAGCAGUGUACAUGUUUGGUGGUGGUGGGUUUGGGGUGGGGAAGGGAAAGGGGGGACAAGGAGUCGGGUGGGAGACUGGGGUGGGAGGGAGGCAUCUGCAUGGGUCUUCUGUUACUGGAUUAACUGAUCAGGGUGGAGGGAAAAUGAGAUUUGCAUCCACUUCAGGGGCCCUACUAAAGGGAACAGCCUGAGCUGAACAUGUUAUUUAACCUGAGUAUAAUAUUUAAUGAAGUCUAGAAGCACGGUUGUGGGUGGUGAUUUGGUCAGCAUAUCUUAGGUAUAUAGUAACUUUGAAGCCAUAACUUUUAACUGGAGUGGUUUGAUUUUUUUUUUUUUUUUUUUUUUUUUUUUUUUUUUUAGUUUUAUCAGGAGGGUCUGGAUUUUAACUUUUUUAAAUAAGUUUUUGUAAGGAAAACCAUCUCUCCGUGAUGAUUACCUCUCAAUCUAUUUGUUUUUAAAGAAACCCCUAAAGCAAAAAAACAAAAAAAAAAAUUUCCAAUCAAACGCACAUAGCUCAAUCACACUGGAAAUGUUUGUCCUUUUACCUGAGCCUGUUCCCACUCAACGAUGAGAUUUCCUCUUUCCCUGGGGGCUCAGCCUCUCUUACAUUCUGUCCCUACCCCAAUUCCCUGAGUGGUUCUUGCUCUAGGGCUCUAGCCUUUUGUGCAUUGUCCAGCUGGUGGCACCCUCUCCAGACAUUUAUUCAACUGAUGUGUAUUGAGUGCCUGCUGGGUGCCAGGCGCUGGGCAUACAUCUGCCAACCAGACAGGUGCGGGUCCUACUCUUGGAGCACUGGAGGAGGAGCUGAUUCAAGUUAAGGUUCUAAGAGCCUUUUGAGCCUGGAAUUAUUGUUCUUACAUAAGACCACUGAGGAAAGGGGAUCCCCCUCCAAAGAGACCAGUGGUGGGCAGUGAGGCCUGGGGUUUAGAGUCCCAGGUGAGACCCCAAAUCACUGCAUUCAUUCUGAGCCCCCUUCUUGCCCCCAGGGGAGGAACAUCACGUGUACAGCCUUAGAGCAUCCCUUCCUCGAGCCUGUGAGUCUCUGCCAAAGCCUGUGGAGGAGGGAGAGCUCUCUCCCUGCCCUCGGUCUCCCUGAUGCUCCUGGCCUUUCUAUUUAUUUUCCUGAUGCAUUGCUUCUUUCCUUGAUUUAAAGGAGAUCUUCCGCUAACCCUUUGGGCCAAUUUACUGGCCACUGACUAAUUUCCCUUGAUUACCAAUUGUGUCAUUAGGGGGACCUUCUUAUCCACCCCUGCUGACUUCCUACCUGUCCAUCAGCCCUGCAGCAGAACCUUGGCCGUUAUAGGUGAUGAUGGAACUUAGACUCCUCUGCCUCGAGUCACAACUAGCCUCUGGGAUCUGCCAACACGUGUGCACCCAGCGACUCCCAAGCCGCUAGCCCACUCCCCAGAUGGCCCUUCUAUCCUCACCACGUAUGCAUCCAGCUCCUCCACCUCUGGAGAAGACAGCAGUUUUGGUGACCUCCCAUGCCCACCCCUGCCACUCUUAACACCAAGUGAAAGUUGGGGAGAAACUAAAGCUGUCCUUUUGGCCCCCAGAGGCUAAGCCUGGUCCAUAGGGCUACCUGCACCUCUGGAUCCCGGAUUCACCGACCAAGUUCAAGCCCGUUCUUAUGUCGCCAUCGAGGCCCCUGAACGGCAUUCUCGGUACUUCUGUUUGUUUUUGUACAUUUUAUUAGAAAGGACUGUAAAAUAGCCACUUAGACACUUUACCUCUUCAGUAUGCAAAUGUAAAUAAAUUGUAAUAUAGGAAAUCUUUUGUUUUAAUAUAAGAAUGAGCCUGUCCAAUUUCUGCUGUACAUUAUUAAAAGUUUUAUUCACAGAG